CAACCAUUCGAAGACUCAACACCACAAAAAAAAAUUCAACAUGAAGGGAUUCAUCUUUUUCUUCGUUUUCGUCGCAUCAAGCGUUUUCGCUUAUGAAAUCGUUUCUGAUGGUGAACAAGAAUAUCUUUUGGUUCCUUUAGAUUCUGGAGUUGAAGCGACAAGAACAAAAAGGCAAACUUCAGGAAUUUACGAUAGUGCUAGUAAAAGAGGUACUAUUACCCACACUGGUACAUUACUUAAUAAUAACAAUCAUAAUCUUAUGGGAACUGGGGCUAUCUCUGGAGGAAGACACCAACCCGUAGGAAUCGGAGGCGGUUUAGAUUACACCCACAAACCAAGUGCGAGUACUUUCAGUGCUUCAGCUAAUCAUCUUCGAGGAUUUGGAACUGACGUUGGUGCAUCUGGUCGUUAUAACUUUGUGAAUAAACCAAAUACGCAAGCUUACGUUGGAGGUAAUUACAACAGACAUUUUGGGGGACCCUUUGGAACUGGAAGACCUAAUUAUGGAGCUUUUGUCGGUUUAACUCAUAGAUUUUAAUUCGUAUUCUCAAUUUAUUUAUUAUUUACUUUUAAAAUGUUCCUAUAAAUAAAUUAAAAAUUUUAUAUAAA
Molecule: messenger RNA, 609 nt
Organism: Onthophagus taurus
Lineage: Eukaryota; Metazoa; Arthropoda; Insecta; Coleoptera; Scarabaeidae
Product: attacin-B-like
Biological process (GO): defense response to bacterium
Cellular component (GO): extracellular region
Source: RefSeq, a predicted model, not a curated record